Molecule: messenger RNA, 1090 nt
Organism: Fusarium redolens
Lineage: Eukaryota; Fungi; Ascomycota; Sordariomycetes; Hypocreales; Nectriaceae
Product: concanavalin A-like lectin/glucanase domain-containing protein
Exons: 3
Coding region: 167-958 (263 amino acids)
Biological process (GO): carbohydrate metabolic process
Molecular function (GO): hydrolase activity, hydrolyzing O-glycosyl compounds
Source: RefSeq, a predicted model, not a curated record
CUAGAAAUGAACAGGACCUAAGCUCAGACUCCUGCAAUGCCGUCUGACAUUCCUCUCAGUAUGGUCUAGACGGAAAUCCUACGAUCCUUCGAAUUAAUGGAUUUGGUAUUUAAUAUGCGCGCCAAGUCACGAUGGACUCAGGCCAAGAUAUUCCUUAGAACUCACCAUGCAUAUCGCUUCAUACGUCUCCGUCGCGUUCACUGUGCUUGGCCUGGCCAAUGCCUCGCCGAAAGGAUGCACUACCAAGCGAUCCCCUGAGCCAAAGUUGGAGAAUGGUCAUUACAUCGUCGACCGCGCGACGAAGUUCGCCAACAAGAAGGUUUGGACUUUUAAUGGAAAGAUUCUUCCUGAGGGUCUUUACUCGAGCGAUUAUCCCGUUGGAAAGACCCAUGUUUUCACUUCGUCUGGUGUCAAGGUCCGCAAUGGGUACCUUGAGUUGACGGUCCCUGGUGGCCAAAAGUCCAAGCCCUACAAGGCUGCUGAAGUUGCGACUGAGAUUGAGAAUAUCAAGUACGCUUCUGUCCGAACGACAGCUAUACUCAGCGAACCUGCAGGUGUUUGCAAUGGAAUGUUCUUCUACCAAUCCGACAGCCAAGAGACCGACAUCGAGUGGCUCUCUGAUCCUAAGUCCGAGUCCAACUACGACGGCAUUCGAAGACUAUGGUUCACGAACCAAGAUAACGAUGGCGACGGCGAGCCAUCUCACAAGCCUGUUCUUCCUCCUUCAAACCCUACUACUACCGAGCACGAGUACCGAAUUGACUGGACCAAGGGCCUUGUUCAAUUUUAUGUUGAUGGUGUUAAGCAGUGGUCUACUAAGAAGGAUGUCCCUAACGUUCCUGGGCCUUGGAUCUGGAAUAACUGGUCUAAUGGUGAUAAGGGUUGGAGUGCAGGACCUCCUAAGCAGAACGCUGUGUUCAAGAUUAAGAAGAUUGAGAUGUACUACAACACUGCUUAGAAGGUGUUUGGACAGGUGCUGGGUUGGUGAAGUGUUUAAGAUCUACUAUAAUAUUUGCAUUUGAAUAGCUUGCAUAGAACUUGGAGAAAACAACACAAAAUAGAGUCAAGAUACAAUGUUGUCUGGAGAAGA